This is a messenger RNA of Sinocyclocheilus anshuiensis, 2788 nucleotides long. RefSeq names its product serine protease HTRA3-like. The transcript has 9 exons. Gene Ontology annotation, biological process: proteolysis. Gene Ontology annotation, molecular function: protein binding; serine-type endopeptidase activity. The record is from RefSeq and is a predicted model, not a curated record. Gene Ontology annotation, cellular component: extracellular region. Lineage: Eukaryota; Metazoa; Chordata; Actinopteri; Cypriniformes; Cyprinidae. Bases 329 to 1732 code for a protein of 467 amino acids.
UUCACUCGAGGAUGUUGAGGUGGUCAGCAGAUACAACAGGACCAAACAUCUAGAGGCUUCACAUACAUUGUUUUAAUAAGUUACAUGGGAAAUCAGCGACAUUUACGCGCAUCAGUAGAUCAGAUUGACUUGGAUAAGAAAUAUUCGUCUUCCCGGGACAACCAUUUCACACUGGUCUUUCAGCUGAUCCUGCAGGAACGCACACAUCUCAUCUGAAAGAAGCUUUUUGCAUUGGGAAUCUGAUGCGCAAUGUUGAUCUCCAGAGGACACUGACUAUCCAAGAACUGUCUGAGAAAUCGUUUUCAUUUUAAACCAAAAAAAAUAAAAAAUGCAGGUCAUUCUGUUGGUCUCCGUCGUUUUUAUUUGCGUCGAAGCUGCUCUCGCGGACACUACACUGAAGUGUCCUGAGCGCUGUGAUGUGAGUAAGUGUCCGAGCCCGAGCUGCCCGAGCGGGUAUGUGCCUGACCGCUGUAACUGCUGUCUGGUGUGCGCACAGGGAGAGGCAGAGCCGUGCGGCCGCAAGGACGAUCUGCCCUGCGGCGACGGGCUGGAGUGCAAGCACCCGUCUGGAAAAAGACUGUCCAAAGGCGUGUGUCAGUGCAGGUACAGCAGUAAAGUGUGCGGCAGUGACGGGAACACGUACGGUAACAUCUGCCGCCUGAAGGCCGUGAGCAGGAAAGCGCUGCAGCAGGGUCUGCCCGCGAUCACCAACCUGCACAAAGGACCCUGUGAAAGCAAUCAAGGUCCUACACACCCCAGCAGCCCAAGGUACAAAUUCAACUUCAUUGCUGACGUGGUGGAGAAGAUCGCCCCUGCUGUGGUGCACAUCGAGCUGUUCCUAAACCACCCCCUCUUCGGCCGGACGGUUCCGCUGUCAAGUGGUUCAGGUUUUGUAAUGUCAGAGACCGGGCUGAUCGUGACUAAUGCUCAUGUGGUGUCCAGCACCACAUCUGUUUCGGGUCAUCAGCGACUCAAAGUACAGAUGCGUGGUGGGGAUGUGUUUGAGGCCACUAUCAAAGACAUCGACAAGAAGUCUGACAUUGCCACUAUCAAAAUCAAUGCGCAGAAAAAGUUGCCUGUUUUAUUGCUGGGUCACUCGGCAGACCUGCGCCCGGGUGAGUUUGUGGUUGCUAUCGGCAGCCCGUUUGCCCUGCAGAACACAGUGACGACAGGAAUAGUCAGCACUGCACAGAGAGAUGGGAAAGAACUGGGUUUCCGUGACUCAGACAUGGACUACAUCCAGACUGACGCCAUCAUCAACUAUGGGAACUCGGGUGGACCACUCGUUAAUUUGGAUGGGGAGGUGAUAGGAAUCAAUACCCUGAAGGUAGCUGCAGGAAUCUCCUUUGCCAUUCCUUCAGACAGGAUUACUCGCUUCUUAAAUGAUUCAUUAGGAAAGCAGAACAAAGAGCCAAGAUCAGUGAAGAAGCGUUUCAUUGGAAUCCGAAUGCUCACCAUCACAGAAGCACUGGUGGAAGAGCUGAGGCAGCAGAAUGCUGAUUUCCCUGAUGUCAGCAGUGGGAUCUAUGUUCACGAGGUGGUUCCUCACUCCCCUGCUCAGAAAGGGGGCAUCAGAGAUGGUGACAUCAUCGUUAAGUUAAAUGGAGAGCCCCUGAUGAGCACCAGCGACCUGAAGGAAGCGCUCAACCAAGACACGACUCUGCUGCUGGAGGUGCGCAGAGGCAACGACGACCUGCUCUUCAACAUUGAGCCUGACGUCAUCAUGCAGUGAUGUCAUCAUCUAUUCGAAAUGUGAAACAUGAAGACAUUGGUUUUAUCAUAUCAGUCAUGUGCUGUCGUGGCCAAAGGGAUGUCUAACAGUGCAUCCUUCUACAAAACAAGGACCUCUUUUGCAAGCUGAGAGGAAUCUAACCUUGAGCUUUUGCAAUCUUGGUCAAGUCUGCCUAAGAGAUUUUAUAUGAAAGGCAUUUCAUAACAGCACACUCUCUUUGAAGCAGGUUUGAAGCGGAGAAUGAUUUUGUUCAUUGCAAAUAUGAAAACGUGCAGUUGGGGAGAGUGGGGACGGUUGCAACAUGGCUUUUUUCUUCAAUCAGGAAUGAGCUACAGUGAUGAUAUUCAUACUGCACAUGCUCAAUCAGCCCCUCAUCCUUCCUGGAUGCAAUCAGGCACAUGUGACCAUUCCUUCUUCAAAUAAUCAUUUUCAUGGUAAAAAAAGUAUUUUUUUUUUAAUCAUCAAAUUUUUUUGUCAUACUGUCUAAGUUGUUUGCGUGAAGCAUUGUAAAAACAUAUGAUUUAUAUCUGUGUUUUCUUAGCUUCUAAUAGACAUAGCUAGCAUGUGUCAAAGAUAUUGUGUCAAGCUAAUAUACCAAGUUAUGUCACGGCUGUCAGUGUGGGGACAGUUGCAUCACAUUGUUGCAACCGUCCCAACAUGCUGUCCCUUACCACAACAUUGAUGUAAAAGCUUGCAACUAUUGCAACCGCCCCCUGUUGUGGGAUUAGUUGCAACAUUUGACUUUGUCUAUUCAAGUAUAAAUUGUAUAUAAUCAUGUGCACGUGUUACAGCAAUACGGGUGAGUAGCUGACUGAUGUGGCUUUAUUGUAUUAAAAUUCUGGGUUUCUAAUGCAAACAGUCUCUGAGAAACUAAAGCAAAUGCGGAAAGUGUUGCAACCGUCUCCACUCUCCCCUACUGUAUUUUGUAGAAGACGACAAAACUGGUGAUAUUUUAUAGCCAAACCACAAUGAGUCCACAAUGAUAUGUUAAGCUUUUUAAGUUGAAAUUUCAAUGAUAUAUAUAACAAUAUAUAAUAAAUAUUAUAAAUACACAGA